Messenger RNA from Lytechinus pictus (painted urchin), 4778 nucleotides. Its product is annotated as aspartate--tRNA ligase, cytoplasmic-like. The record is from RefSeq and is a predicted model, not a curated record. Gene Ontology annotation, molecular function: aspartate-tRNA ligase activity; RNA binding; ATP binding. Lineage: Eukaryota; Metazoa; Echinodermata; Echinoidea; Temnopleuroida; Toxopneustidae. Gene Ontology annotation, biological process: aspartyl-tRNA aminoacylation. The transcript has 14 exons. Bases 363 to 1949 code for a protein of 528 amino acids. Gene Ontology annotation, cellular component: cytoplasm; aminoacyl-tRNA synthetase multienzyme complex; cytosol.
AUUGGUGAAGUAGUAUCAAGGUGGGCUGGGUAUAUGGGGGCCUAGCUGUACGGGGGACUCUCUGACGUUGGCUAGUUUUGCUGAGAAAAUAAGUUUACUGAUUUGAGAUAAUAAAUGGUGCGACCUCUAUCCUUUUCAAUAUUAAAAAAAUGCAUAAAAAUAACAAUAUUAGGCUAUAUUUGUUAUGAAGACUCUUCUCUCAUAACUGUCAGCAAAUCAGGAGGUCUAAUUUUCCUUUUAAAUUUUGCAUUUUGACUGCACCUUAUAUGAUUGCAAGGACUUUUUUUUCACGUGUACAAAUUUGACGUGUGUCGCUCAAAUUCUGGAUUGAAAAACGCUGUAUCUGAGCUCAUUUCAUCAUUAUGGCAGACAACGAGGGAAACAGUGAAGGGAAUGCACCAAUUUCCAAGAAAGCCCAGAAGAAAGCCCAGAAAGAGGCAGAGAAAGCAGCGAAGAAGUCUGAAAGAAAAGCACAACAGGCUGAAUCAUCUAAAGCAGAAGAAGCUGACUUUGCUGAAAAUUGUUAUGGCAAUUAUCCUCUGAUUCAGUCACAGAAUAAGAUAGAGAGGAAAAUCUAUCGAGUUGAAGAACUCACCGCCGACAAAGUAAAUCAAAAGGUGUGGAUCAGGGCCCGCUUACACACUAGCAGGAGCAAAGGUAAACAGUGUUUCCUUGUGCUCCGACAACAGCAAUUCAAUUGUCAGGGUCUGCUGUGUGUCAGUGAUAAAGUUAGCAAGCCAAUGGUCAAAUUUGCAGCCAAUAUUACUAAGGAAUCCAUUGUUGAUGUGGAGGGUGUGAUAUCUCCUGUACCUCAGCCAAUUGAGAGCUGUACCCAGAAGGAUGUAGAGCUUCAUAUUGAACAGAUUUUUGUGGUGAGUCCUGCCGAGCCCAGGCUGCCCCUCCAAAUUGAUGAUGCUGCCAGGUCAGAGGCAAAGGAAGACGAAGAUUCCUCGCACGUGACGGUCGGGCAAGAUGUCCGCCUGGACAACCGUGUCCUGGAUCUCAGGACCACAACUAACCAGGCCAUCUUUCGUCUUGAGGCUGGAGUAGUUCAAGAGUUCCGAUCAGCUAUGAAGAAAAGAGACUUUGUCGAACUUCAGAUCCCGAAAAUCAUUUCCGCUGCCAGUGAGGGUGGAGCCAAUGUAUUCACUGUGUCUUACUUUAAGAACAAUGCCUAUCUUGCUCAGUCACCUCAGCUCUACAAGCAGAUGGGUAUAGCUGCUGAUUUUGAGAGGGUCUUCACUAUAGGAGCAGUUUUCAGAGCAGAAGACUCUAACACCCACCGUCAUCUCUGUGAGUUUGUCGGCUUGGACAUGGAGAUGGCCUUCAAAUAUCACUAUCAUGAAGCCCUGGAUGUCAUUGGGAAUGUCUUCAACGAUAUUUUCCGGGGUCUCCGAGAUAAUUUCCAGACUGAAAUUCAGACUGUGAGACGCCAGUUCCCUUCGGAGGACUUCAAAUUCCUCGAUCCCCCUCUUCGUCUUGAGUGGCCCGAGGGAAUUAAGAUGCUCCGUGAUGCAGGCGUUGAGAUUGACGACUUGGAAGAUCUCAGCACCCCUAAUGAGAAGUUUCUUGGCCGGCUUGUGAAGGAGAAGUAUGACACAGAUUUCUACAUAUUGGACAAGUUUCCACUCUGCAUCCGGCCUUUCUACACCAUGCCUGAUCCAAACAACCCGCAAUACUCCAACUCAUACGACUGUUUCAUGAGAGGAGAGGAGAUUAUGUCGGGUGCUCAGCGAAUCCACGAUUCAAAGUUCCUUUUGGAGAGAGCUAAUCAUCAUAACAUAGAUAUUGAGAAGAUCAAGGCGUACAUCGAUGCCUUCCGAUAUGGAGCGCCCCCACAUGCUGGUGGCGGGAUAGGAUUGGAACGAGUCACCAUGUUGUACCUUGGUCUGGAUAAUAUCAGAAAGACGUCACUCUUCCCUCGUGACCCUAAACGUCUUACACCAUGAGAGGGUGUACUCUCUUUCUUUGUGUGAUUUUUAAUUUCCUAUUACCUUCGGUGAAAAGCACCAUUUAGAAACAGAUAUCUUGUCUUUUCUAGGUAGUUAUAUUUUAAUGAGUAUGUGUAACAUACAACUUAAAUAUUUGAUGUCAAGCAAGUUCUCUCUCACAUCUCUUGUCGUAUUCUUAACUUUUAUUCCCAAAUUAUAUCCACACUAAACAAGAAGAAGGCCUUUAUGAUUUAUUGAUGAUAAUGUUUUUCCAUUGCAACUGCAGGAUAAUUUCUGUACAGGGUAUUAUGAGUUUGUAUACAAAUAGCACAUGGCUCUGAGUGCAUUGGGUCUAACUAUAAACGCAUGCCAUAACUUCUGAUUCAUCGCUUUGGACAGUUCUGAAGUUAUCAAAUGUGCUAAUGUGAACCGAUGCACUAAUGAAAGCCUUGCAUUAUUUGUUUUAUGAAAUAAGAUAUAGAUUCUUGUGAUUGAUACAAUGAAGUGAAAUCUAAAUGUAACAUUAGGAACAUUAGAUUUUCUACCUACUAUGCAGCACACUGGCAUUGAUCAUAUCCCUCGAACAUAGGCAUAGGAAAACAUGUAGGCGUGCCGCUAGUAUUCAGAAAAUUCAUUCCAUGUUAUUUCCUCUCAACUCUAUAUUUUUGCAUUUUAAGCAGGUACAUGCAUAUAUGGUGUGUAUGAAUCUCCAUUACCCAUUAUAAGAUCUUAUAAAAUCUUUUUUGUAUAAGCCUAUUGCUCAUAUUUUCCUUAUUGUACACUCCAUUCAUUGCCUGUCAAAUUUCUUUUCUGAUGGAAUGAUUUUUUUUCUUGUGUUCCACCUUUGGAAGGUAUGAGGUUAUCUCAUUGUAACAAAUAUUUUGACAAUAUAUUUUCUGUUCAUGUUUUCUUUAUGAUUGCUUUGAGCAUGUACUUUGAACAUUGUGAAUUCGUUAUGAUCUUUAUUUGCAUACUUAUGAGGGCCUGAGUGGUUUACCUUUCGUGUUCCUUUUUCUCAGCAUUGUAAAAUCAUAAUCCUGAUCUUCCUACCCUCACAAUUUUUAUGAUAGAAGAAAGCAUAUUGAAUUAUAAAGUAAUUCUUUAUAUCUUUAUUCUUGAAAAAAAUGUCAAAAAUAUGUGUUUGUUAGUAAAAAAAAAUGCCAUAAUGCUUACCACAUGUUCCCUAUGAAUUUCAGUGCUGUUUUAGAGAAUUGUUUAUCCCCCUUUGAAAAUUGUUAUAAGAAAAAAUCAAAUUUAUCCAAUUUCAAAGAUGUUCCAUUUCCAAAAUAUGCUGACCAUUGGUAUUUAGUCUUUAUCAUUUUUAAGCUUGACCUCGGGAUUUAUGCUUGUAACACUCAUCUGUGGAAAAAUUAAUAAAAUAACCUUUCCAUGUCUCUUUUGGGAAAUUUCGGGACAAAUUCACCCAGAGCCCCCAUAUACUUUACCCUGCUACCCAGUGUCCAGUCAGUGUUGCUCACUAUUCUUAAAGAUUUUGUCCAGGGCCCUGUCUUACAAAGAGUUACAGUUUGUCCAAUCAAACCACAACUACGGAAAGCCAGCAACAUCAACAUCUAAAAUGCAUGUUUGUUCAAAAUACUCUCUAGAUAUGAUGUAUAUCCAUACAUUCACUGUUUUCUUGACAAGUCAGUGUGCUUCUCUUUAUUUAUUUUUAAAGGACAUUGUGCACAUUUCCUAAAGAAGAAAUUAUGACAUUGAUGGAUUUCCAUAUACUUGUGGUUGAUUGGAUCAAAGAGUUAAGAUUGAUCCAAUCAAUCAUAACUCUAUGGAAAUCCAUCAGUGUCAUAAUUUUUCUCCAGGAAAUUUGCAAAAUGUAAUUUGUAAACAAAGGAGAACACACCAAAUUGUCAAGUAAUCAAUCAAUUUAUGGAUAUGCAUUCAUAUGUAUAGAAAUUUUUGAGCAAACAUGCAUUUCAUAUGUUGGCUUUGCUGGAUUUCCAUAGUUGCGAUUGAUCGGAUCAAUCACAACUCUUUGCAAGACGGGGGCCCCAGAUGUGUGUUUGACAACUUGAUUCUCAGGGAUCCAUCAGGUUUAAAGCAAAUUUCAUGCAAUUAUGGAUUUUCUCAUAAUAAGCCUAUGUAACAAUGUAAAUACCUUAAUGCAACACACAACCUUGAAAGUAUGAGCAUUUUUUACCAUAGUUCUUAGCAUCAGUUUUUUUUCUUAUUAAGGUACAGUAUCAUGUUAACUUGUAAGGGUCACAGGUAUUCUUUUAUCAUAAUUUUUUAUUAGGAGAAGUGGUAGUUGUAUUAGCAGUAGUACUAGUAAAUACAGUAGUAUGCACUCUACCAUGCUGGGGCAGUGGUAGUGCGCCUGCCUCAUUAACACAAGGUUGUGGGUUCAAUCCAGCAGAGUCAUACCAAAGACUUUAAAAAAUGGGACAUUUUGACUUCUUGUAUUAAGGCGCUCAGCAUCUAGAUUGGAGAAGGAUAAUAAUAACAUAAGUUUGUUAUUCAGAGCACACAGGUAGAGCAGUUAAACUGAAGUGGCUACCUUUGGUAAAUAAAAUGUUACUCUUAUUUGUUUUGUUUUACUUAAUUUUCCCUAUUUAAUUCAAUAUAAUUAUUUAUCGGUGAGAAUCACAGGUAUUUUUUAACCAUAAUCAUAGACGAGUAAUUAUGAUGUAUUUGACUACAUUCAAUAUCGCAGUGAUACAUGAUCAUUGUUAUUAAUUUUUUUCUUCAUUUACUUUACCUUUUGUGAAAUAAGUACUGUGUGCAUGAAAAUUUAUUUUGUGAAAUGAUAAUGAAGUGUAGAAAGUGUAUGAGCUCAGUUGUAACGAGUAUAGUGGUUAAAUGGCAGAUUAUAAUAAAAACAAUUUCAUAUGA